Molecule: messenger RNA, 1177 nt
Organism: Microbotryum saponariae
Lineage: Eukaryota; Fungi; Basidiomycota; Microbotryomycetes; Microbotryales; Microbotryaceae
Source: the annotation of a GenBank genome assembly
AUGUCGUCCACCGCUGUUCAAGUCUCUCGCAAGAUCGUCAAGUCGAUCCUCUCGCGCGAAACCCCCGAAGGCGCCGGAGCGAUCGUCCGUCGUUCGAUCGGCACCCCUCAACUGCGCAACUUCACCCCUUUCCUCAUGUUGGACCACUUCAACGUCGGCGAAGGUGGCUUCCCCGACCACCCGCAUCGCGGCAUGAGCACCAUCACCUACAUGUUGGAAGGCUCGUUCAAGCACGAGGACUUUAUGGGUCACGCCGGUACGAUCAAUGCUGGUGAUCUUCAAUUCAUGACCGCUGGCAAGGGUAUUCUUCACGCCGAGAUGCCCGUACGGGGACCUGGACUCCCCAACCCAAAAGGUCUUCAGCUCUGGGUCGACUUGCCCCAGGCGAAGCGCAUGACCGAGGCGUCGUACCAGGAGCUCAAGUCGUCAGAAAUCCCUUCUGCCCACCCCACAUCGAACACGACGAUCAAGGUCAUCUCCGGUACCGCUCUUGGCAACGAAUCCGAGGGUUCCGUCACCUCGCCUAUCAAACCACCUGGAGGAUGCUGGAUCUUUGACGUCACUUUCAAAGCCAAGGGCGAGCAAGUUUUCCAAGCGAUUCCGGCGGGAUGGAACGCGUUUGCCUACACGCUCGAGGGGCAGACCUUGAUCGGUGGCGACAGCAGCCUGACCAAGCCAACCGAUCCUUUCUACACCGUCGUCCUUUCUUCGGCCGAGGGCGAGCGAGGCGUUCGACUCGAAUCGGUGUCGGAAGGGUCGAGGUUGGUGAAAGGCGCGCGGCACCCUAACGCGUGAUCCAAAAGUAAAGCAAUUUGAAUUGAUGUAAUUCAAAUACCGGGUGCCACAUUAGGUGCGUAAGGCACAGCUGCCUUACAGUUGGUCCUCAUCGCCGGAGAGCCUUUGGAUCAGGAGAUUAUACAAUACGGUCCUUUUGUCAUGGUGAGUCUCGCUUUUCCAUCUUAAUCAAAUCGACCACAUGCGGUCGACUGGUCAUGUCCUGCUUGCUCAAGCGAAUGCAAUGACUGAUAAUUUUUCGUCCUUUCUCGUUUCCGCGCCAUGCAAGGAUACUGAGCAAGGCAUCCGACAAGCCUUCCAGGACUUCCAGAUGGGUGUCAAUGGAUUUGAGAAGGCUCGUGGAUGGCAGAGUGAGAUUGGGAAGCCUUCACGAGGAGCCUAA